Messenger RNA from Gasterosteus aculeatus aculeatus (three-spined stickleback), 2530 nucleotides. NCBI's taxonomy places the organism in Eukaryota, Metazoa, Chordata, Actinopteri, Perciformes, Gasterosteidae. The record is from RefSeq and is a predicted model, not a curated record.
UCUCACACAGAGGUAGGACUGGAGGACAGUGGCUCUAGCAGGGACACAGAGGAGGGUAAACUCAACUCAAUCAAUGCACUUAAAUACCCAUCGCCUGAUCGCACAGUGAGUCAUUAUAGUUUAUAUCAUUAAUCGUAUAAGAUUAUCGUUUUUAUUCACUGUGUAGGCCUACACUUUUUAACUUUAAGACGUGGACGAGGAUUUGGAAAUAAUCAAGAUUUUUUUUGGAGAUGCGCCACUUGUCUCCAGGGCGCACGUGAGGCUCCGCCGAUAAACACACACGGCGAACUUUUAGAUUCCCCGUUUUAAAUCUCCGGCAGCAAGGAAGGAGGAAUCCAAAAGAAGGAGCGAGAGAACAGACCAGCGGAGGACUGAAAACUGAAGAAAGAAAAAAAAAAAGAAAAGAAAAGUGAAGCGACUUUAGUGGACCGAAUAAGUGACCGCGUGGAGAUGAACGCAGCGCCACGGGGUUCCGAAACAACUGGAUGCGGCAAUUCGACAAUGCGCAACUGAUAGGGGGACGUUUUGUUAAGGGAGCGUGAAGCCUUUCCAUCGAAAGGGAACCAAACAGAUACAGGUUUUUAACGCGGAACAAUGCGAGUAUUCCGCGGAGGAGAGAAUCCCUCCCGCGGGACUGUUGCUGGAGCGUCUCGCGCUAAAUGGAGCGCGUGCGAACAGGUCGCAUAAUUAGUAUACAGGUUCCCUUUCUUCUAACGUAAAAAAAAACUGAAUGACAUCGUAAAUGAAUUUGUGGACCAGCUUUCAGCUUCCCGGUGACUUGCCAGUGGUCUCUGGACCUCUCUUCUGUUCUCUGGUCAGACGCGUCUCUUCUGUGAUGUAGUAGAGGGCAAAUCCCACUUUGAUUUAACAGUUUUUGUUCUUGUGCUCAACUUUUUAGGCUUAAUGACAAAUGACUGAUUCAUUCUGUGAGAGGAUGUCCAAAAAUAUUUAUAUUUAAUAGAUAAUUGUUUUGAGAGUGCCGUCUCAAUCAUGGAGAACGUGUCCAUCCCGGGCUUUGCACCACCAGUCUGCAACGACUCCGUGGACUUCUACUCCCUCACGUCAGUGAAUGGCACUCACCCGAACUGCAUUCCUCCCUCUGGGUUUUACUUCUACACUGACCUCUACAUCAUUUUACCGGUCAUCUACUCUGUAAUCUGUGCCGUCGGACUGACAGGCAACACGGCCGUCAUCUAUGUGAUCCUCAAAGCCCCCAGGAUGAAAACCGUUACCAAUAUGUUCAUCCUGAACUUGGCCAUUGCCGACGAUUUGUUCACUCUGGUGCUGCCGAUCAACAUCGCCGAACACCUGCUGCAAUACUGGCCUUUCGGUGAGGUUUUGUGCAAAGUCAUCCUGAGCAUAGACCACUACAACAUCUUCUCCAGUAUCUAUUUCCUCACCGUUAUGAGCAUUGACCGCUACCUGGUCGUUUUGGCCACGGUGAGCUCCAAGCGCAUGCCUUACCGCACUUACCGAGCAGCCAAAAUCAUCUCACUGUGUGUCUGGAUACUCGUUAUCCUCAUCGUCUCGCCUUACACUGUAUUCGCCGGGGUGUACGAGAGGCCAAAUGACGGGAGGAAGAGCUGCGUGCUGAGCUUCCCGAGCCCGGAGGGUUCGUGGAUCACAACGAGCCGGAUCUACACGCUCAUUCUGGGCUUUGCCAUCCCCGUCUCAACCAUCUGCAUCUUAUACACCAUGAUGCUCUACAAGCUGAGGAACAUGCGGCUUAACAGCAACGCCAAGGCGCUGGACAAGGCAAAGAAGAAAGUCACCAUCAUGGUGUUCAUCGUCUUGGCCGUCUGCCUGUUCUGCUGGACGCCGUUCCACCUCAGCACGAUUGUGGCUCUGACGACGGACCUGAGGAACACGCCGUUCCUGAUCGGGAUCUCCUAUUUCAUAACCAGCCUGAGCUACGCCAACUCCUGCCUCAACCCGUUCCUCUACGCCUUCCUGGACGACAGCUUCAGGAAGGCCUUCAAGAAAAUGUCAGAAUGUAGGCCCGCCUGAGCAACGCAUGGCACAAACGGUCCUCUGAGACUUACGGAGAGGAGACGGGCUGUGUUGGAAAAAUUCAAUGGUUAAGCUUUAAGUUUGAAUCUCAAUUGUCAAUGUACGUGAUAACUAUUUGACUUGCAUGGUUUAUUAAAGCAUCACUCGUCAACUUUACACAUCGUUUGCACAUGCUAGCAAUAGGUAGCCAUUUAUUCAUGACGUAGUGAAUAAUAGCUGUAAAUGGCACAAAUCCCAUCUAUAAAUCAUUCAUACUAUAGUAAACCAAAGGGAUGGGAGAGGGAAAAUUGACAUUUGAGUCAAUCCUUGUCAUGACAGAAGGCUGUUCAGAUUCAUUCCAUCCUGUAGGUGGAGAUUUGAAGCUUCUAAUAAAGGAUGAGAGAUGCUUUUGUUUCUCACAGCUGGAAUACUUUAGGUUGUUAUAGAAUUUGUUAUGGCUCCGAGAGCACAGUGUAACAAAAAUAAUAUUUUAAGGUCACAAAAAUGGACCACAUUGCUGCUGUUGCAUAAAAAAACAAAA